AGAGUAUUUACCAAUUGUAACUUGACAACAAAAAGAAUCAAGUUCAAGGUUAAUUAUCAAACUAAUUGUAAUCAUCUUCAGUCCUGAAUAUUAACUAUUUUUCCUUACACAGAGGCGAAAGACGAUAAACCAGUUUGAAAGAUUUUUCUUUCUAAGCUUCGAGUAAGACUGAGAGAGAAAAGGUUUCAAUUGAGAUUAAGAUUGAGAAAAUUUCGCCCAAAAUUAAGUAGGACGAUCGAACCGACGAAAUUUCUCUUUCAUUGUUAUUCUAGCGCCAUCUUUUCUUUACUUGAUACAAGUUCUUAUCUUAAGUACUUUCAAUCUCUCUCUCUCUGUGUUGAUUAAACUGGAUUUUUCUUUUCUGAUGAAUUAACUGAUCGUUAGAGUUAAUCAUGUCUUCUCGAUUGUAUUUCGUAAAUGAUAUUCCAAGUGCUGUUCGUGAUAACCUUGAAGGUCUUGUCACCGUUAAUAGUCACCUGAUUAUCCACAAAACGUCCAACAUUGUGUUGAGAAAAGAUUUCGGAGAAUCAGUUCUGUCGAAACGUAAAGUUGCCUUAAUUUCUGGUGGUGGUUCGGGACAUGAGCCAUCACAUGCUGGUUUCGUUGGUCGAGGUUUGUUAACUGCUUCCGUUUCCGGUAAUAUAUUUGCUUCGCCCACUACUGAUGAGGUUCUGAGAACAAUUAAAAUCGUCAAUCCUAUUGGUCAAAACAGUGAAACCUUGUUAAUCGUUCCUAAUUACACUGGUGAUAGAAUUCACUUUGGAUUAGCAAAGGAAAAAGCUAUUGCGCUUGGGUUUAAAGUGGACAUUUUCGUGUUUGGUGAUGAUUGUGUUUUCAGAUCGGCGGGCGGAAAGGCUGGAGGAUCAAGAGGAUUAGCGGGUGUAUUUUUUAUCCAUAAAAUCGCUGGUGCCUUAGCUGAAUCGAAAUCAGAUCUUAGGUCCAUCAAAACAUAUCUACAGUCUAUUUCAGAUCGAAUCGCUUCCAUCUCGAUUUCUCUUGGUCCUUGUAAUGUUCCUGGAGUUGGUCCGUCUUUUGUUAUGCCUUCAGGGCAACUCGAAGUUGGUCUAGGAAUUCACGGAGAAAGAGGUUCUGAUCGUGUAUCAUAUAUUCCAGCUAAUGAAGCCGUUGCUUUGUUAAUUGGACGGUUGACCAGCGAAGAUGCUGGUCUAAGUGAAUACUUUUUACCUGAUCGAUCAACUCGAAUUGUCCUUUUAUUCAAUGACAAUGGUGGAUUAACAACUAUGGAAAUGAAUAUUAUUAUCAGAGAGACUGUCUCUCAGUUGACUUCGCAAGGAUUUACCAUUGAACGUACUUAUUCAGGUCGAUAUGUAACAUCUUUCGAUAUGGUCGGUAUCUGUAUUAGUAUGAUGGUCGUAAAUGAUGAAAUCUUGGCUCAUCUGGAUGCACCAUGUUACAGUGCUAUCAUAACCCAAGGAUCUUCUUUAUCUCGACAAUUAAAUGACCCAAGUAGACUGAUCAUCGAAGAUCAUGAAGAUGAAAGUUCACUUAGUUGUUACGAAAGUGUAGCCGAUAGAUUAACUGAGGACGAAACAAUAUUCAUCAAAUGUGUUUCCGCGGCUUGUAAAGUUUUAAUCGAUAACGAAAGUGAUCUUAAUAGACUUGAUUCAGAAUCAGGUGAUUCGGAUUGUGGAUCAACUUUAGCUGUUGGAGCUCGAAAAAUUUUAUCAACCAUAGAAUCGGGAAAAUUUGUAGCUUCUUUCCUUCAAUUAGCCCACAUUAUCGAGAGCUGUAUGGGCGGAACGAGUGGAGCACUUUUCAGUUUAUUUUUCAACGAAGCCUCGAAUGUUGUUGAAUCUAUGAGGUCGGUUAAUCCAGUUCUAGGAUUAUCCAUGCAAAGCUGGUUACCAAUCAUCAAAAGAUCGUGUAGCAAAAUGACCCUGUACAGUUACGCAGAGCCAGGAGAUCGAACCUUGGUUGACCCGUUGACCGCUUUGAUUAAAGCGCUAGAAAAUUUCCUGGCCUCAACUGAGCCCACGGCGAGUGUUUUGACCGCUAUAAUUGACGAAGUUAAAUUAUCAGCUGAAUCUACGGCCUCAAUGGUCGCUAAGAUUGGCCGAGCUUCGUACACGCCAAUACAACCAUAUCAAGGACCCGAUCCUGGAGCUUGGGCAAUUUACUUAAUUGUUGAAAAAGUUAUUUGCACUUAUAUUCAAUCAAAUUAACUUUGAAACAACAACAACAACAAUCAGUAAAAAUAACAAACAAUUUAUUAAUAAUUAUGACAAUGGAUAUUGAGGUCAAUCAAAAAAUGAAAAUGAUACAUUUUAAUUGUUUUAACAUGAUCAAAAUUGUCUAACAAGUUAAUUGCUUGUGAAAAAAAAGCUUAUCGAUAACAAUGAAAUUAAAUUAAUCGGGUUAUUAAUUUCAGUAAUUGUUAAAAA
Molecule: messenger RNA, 2402 nt
Organism: Panonychus citri (citrus red mite)
Lineage: Eukaryota; Metazoa; Arthropoda; Arachnida; Trombidiformes; Tetranychidae
Product: triokinase/FMN cyclase-like
Biological process (GO): glycerol catabolic process
Cellular component (GO): cytosol
Molecular function (GO): glycerone kinase activity
Source: RefSeq, a predicted model, not a curated record